UCAUAUCAUCAAUUCAUUUUUACAAUCUAAUUCUAAAUCUCAAUGAAUUGGAAAUUCUGUAAUUUAAAAUAAAUUUAUCAACAAUGUUAAGUGUAGCCAAUUCAUCUUUUUCAUCUACAGUUGCAGCAGCAUCAUCAUCAUCAUCAUCAACAUCCUCACUUCGUAGAAGUAUCUCAACGCCAACCACUUUAUUCUCAUUGAAAACACUCACAUCCGAGGACUCAACCUCAGGGACUAAUCGUUUAUGGAAGCAUAAUACAACACCCAUUUCAUUAUAUCGUUUGAUGAAUAAAAUAUCACCCGAAACUUUUGCCAAACAAUUAACACUUAUUGAUUGGAUCAUUUUCUCAAAAAUAAAACGUGAAGAGUUAAAACCUGGACAAUGGACAGGUUCGAUGAAACAUGUUCUUUCGCCCAAUGUUGUGCUAUUCACUCGACGAUUCAAUAUUGUUACCUAUUGGGCUAUUGACGAAAUACUUUGCCUUAAAACGCCCAAACAACGUGCCGAAAUGAUUAGCUUUUUCAUUAAAUUAAUUAAUAAUCUCAUUGAAAUUCAUAAUCUACACUCAAGCUAUGCAAUCAAAUCAGCAUUGAAUAGUGCAUCCAUACAUCGAUUAGAGAAAACCUGGAAUUGUUUAAGCAAAAAAGAUCGUCAAUGUUUUGAAAAGAUUGAUGCGUUGUUUUCCGAAUCAGAUAAUAGUAAUAAAUUACGAACAUUUAUGGAAAUGGCUGUUAGAAAUCCGAAAAAUUCAAAUUGUAUACCAAAUCUGGCCACUUAUCUUCGUGAUAUAAUUCAUAUCGAUAGCGCUUUUCCACAAAGCGAUAUACAACGAGCAAAUCUUAGGCACGAAAAACUUGAAUCAAUAUAUACUUUUAUUGAAAAAUGUCAACAAUCUAGUUAUGAUGAAAUUGAAAUUGACGAUGUACACAAUUAUCUAGUCUCAUUAAGAUAUAUUGAAGAAUUACAAAAAUUUCGUGAAGAUGAUUAUUUCAAGACAUCAUUAAAAUUAGAGCCAGAUCCUAAUCUUGAAUCAAGAAAUAGUUAUCAACAGAAAAAACUUAGCUAUUCACGUUUUAGUAGCCAUUACGAUAUCAGAGCUUUACAACAACAAAAUGAUCCUUCAUCAUCAUCAUCAUAUCAUCAACAGAAUCAAUCCACUCUAGAAUUAAAUAAUCCAGAUUAUGCCUGUUUGCUAAACAAAUCAUUCAAUGGUGAAUGUUUGAAACAUAAUAAAGAAUCGUCAAUCAAUGGCGAUUUUAAACCUGGUCAUCGAAAAACCUAUAGCCUAGAGACGAAUCUUUUUCUUUCUACCAAUAAUAAUCAAAAUGUUGCAAAUACUAAUAAUCAAUGCUCAUCUUCAUCACCAACAAACGAUAGAUCAUCAAAAAAUCUCAAAGUUAAUCUCAUUGACGAUAGUCCAAUCAUUAAUAAUAAUGAUCCCAUAAUCAAUACGUAUCAAGUUAGUCAUGUAUAUAACAAACAAGAUAAGAAACCAACGUUAGAGAUGUUGAAACGAAAAUCGGAUGAUUCUUAUUUAUCACCAAUUGGCGGUUUAACUAACCUUGAGGAUUGGAAUACCGUAUACCCGGAUCCAUAUGAACGUUGGACUUAUACAGAUAAAGAUAUCAUACAUAAAGGUUGUGUAAAUAGGAAAACCUUGUUAAAAGAUAAAAAGAAACCACCACUUUCAUUUUGGACAAAUUAUCAUCUACGAUUGACCAGUGAUUCUUUGCUUUUUUUCAAUAGUAAAUCCAAUAAUCCGCUCAAAGAGACACCGAAUCUUCGAGCAUGUAAGAAAUUUCCCCUUUUAGAAUGGACAGUUUUUGAUAAUAAUAAUCAGCAGUCGAACAAAAGUUCGAAUGUAUUCACAUUGGCCGAUCAUUCUUGUUCAACCAUAUACAAAAUUCGAACUCUAACUGAAACGGAAACCAAAGAUUGGAUUCGGUUGAUCAAACAGGCAACAAAUAAUCUUCGACAAUUUUAUAUCUGAGACAUGUGAAAUUUGUCCAUUUUUUAAAAAAUGAAAAUGUGCCUUUUUUCCUUGUCCAUUUUUAUUUGUAUGUUUGCAUAAAAAUCAUAUUUGACCACUAACA
Messenger RNA from Dermatophagoides pteronyssinus (European house dust mite), 2094 nucleotides. RefSeq names its product ras-specific guanine nucleotide-releasing factor RalGPS1-like. Gene Ontology annotation, cellular component: plasma membrane. Gene Ontology annotation, molecular function: guanyl-nucleotide exchange factor activity. Gene Ontology annotation, biological process: Ras protein signal transduction. The record is from RefSeq and is a predicted model, not a curated record. Lineage: Eukaryota; Metazoa; Arthropoda; Arachnida; Sarcoptiformes; Pyroglyphidae.